AUGGCGCAACGCGAAAACGCAAACAACCCGUUUGCUGUCACUGCCGCUGCUGCUGAAGGCGGCGAUGGCGAUGGCGAUGGUGGUGGUGAAGGGAUUGAUGGGCUGGCAGACGUGUUUCACGUGGCGUUUGAUCCCUUUGCGGCAGCCCUGGACCUCCAUGCGAAACAGGACGCGGCUGAGAGAUCAUCGCAGCCAUCGACGUCCGCCACAACGGAGGCCACCACGCCAACAACCUCUGCCAGCACCAGCAGCUCGCACGCAUCAUACACGGCCGAUGGCAACUGGUCUUGGGCGCAGCAGCAUUUCGCCUCUGGAUCUCGCGUGAUUCGCGCCUUCUUCUCGUCUCCAUUUGGCGGUAUGGAGGAUGAGCGCACAACGCUGACAAAGCUGUACUUCCCCGAGCUCCGCGCCAUGUGCGAAGCCGAGGGCCUCACCUUUGUCCCCAUCGAUCUUCGCUGGGGCAUUACGGAGAGGGAUGCACAGGAUGCGCGUGUGCUGCAGCUGUGCCUCAAGGAGAUUGACCGAUGUGACAUGUUCGUUGGAUUCUAUGCAGCGCGGUAUGGGUGGCACAACACGGGGAGUGAUGAGCUCCUUACGCGCAAUUUCGACAUUGCGAUCAAGGAGUACCCGUGGAUCGAAGCGUUCAAGGACAAGAGCGUAACGGAGAUUGAGUUUGAGGCCGGACACUUUCAAUGCCCUGGGGAGAAGGCGAGCUGCUUCUUCUUCCGUGCGAGCGAACACGAUAGCGCCAAGCACGCCGCCCUCACAGCUGCCGGCGACACCACAAAUGCGCGCAAGUUUUCUGCUGAGUCAGCACAAGCUGCUGCGAUGCGCGACGAGCUGAAGAAGCGGGUGGUGGCGUCCGCGUCCACCCUGCGCCUGCCCUGUCACGCGUACAGCACGCCAGAGGAGGGGGCGCGCUUGAUGUACGAAACAGUCAAGUCGAUUCUCGCACCACGCGUCACCCUCGCUCGCCAGGCAAACAGGCUCAAGCACGGUGAUUCUGAAGCGGCGCAGCACGACGUGUACAUGAAGUUGCGGUCAGACAUGUUUCUCGGGUACGAAAACUACCUGGACGCCAUUACGCAAUACGUCAAUUCAGAAAGCACGACCCCGCUUGUGGUGACGGGUCGACACGGAACAGGAAAGACGUCGCUGCUCGCGCGCUGGCUCCGAUCGCACAUGGAGGGCGCCCGCAAGGACAACGUGACGCAAUCCUCCUCGAAGGAUAGCAAGGGAGGACCGACUCCUUCCAGUGCGAGUGGCGAUUUGCUGUUUGUGUACCAUUUCGUCGGCUGUUCGAGCAAGAGCACGACGCUCGUCAACCUGCUGCAGCGGCUCGUGCAGCAGUUCAGUUCUCUCAUUGGUGAUGACGUGGACGCGUUUGAAUUCGACAUCACGCAACUCAAGUCAAAGCUCGCAUCGUUCAUGGCACGAGCUGCUCGCGCUCACAGCGAUCGACGUAUUGUUGUUCUUCUCGACGCAUUGGACGAACUGCUGGCGGAGCACAAUGCACACGACUUGUCGUGGUUGCCGUCCUUGCUCCCAAGCAACGUCGCAGUAAUUGUGUCGACUGUUGACGCGUCGCUGGCCCGUGAGCACCAGUGGUCGAACCUGCACAUCACCGAUCUCUCACCAGACCUCAUCUCACGCAUCAUGCACAUCCAGCUGCAGAUCAGGGGCAAGAGUCUAUCUGAGAGGCAGCAGGCGCGCAUCCUGGACCACCCAGCGUGCCACACCCCCCUCUUCCUCAUCGUUCUCAUCGCUGAACUCUGCGCGUUCGGCAGCUUUGAGGAACUCGACGACAAAAUUGAGGCCUGUCUCAGGUCGGAGAAUGUGGAAGCGCUCUUCAUGCACGUCCUCCAACGCCUCGACGACGACUUUGUCGGCGUGCUUGCAGGCAAUGGCGAUGGCGCUGUGCGUGCUGUGAUGACGCAUCUCGCAUGUGCGCGACACGGGUUGUCAGAAGCCGAGAUUAUGGAUUGCCUGGAGCUGACGCCCCAGACAUGGUCACGCCUCUAUUUUGCAAUGGAGGACCUGCUCGUCACGCGUUCGGGCCUGCUGUUGCGAGCCUGCAUCACGCACCCUCGCCUGUUUGCUGAUCUGUGCGCUGGUCUGAGUGCCGGCAAUUACGACCUUCUCCAUUACUGGGCCGCUGUUGGCGACACGGGCGAACAGAUGGCGGAUGCGUACAUGAAGAGUUUGGACGCGCAGCUGUCGGCGGCAGAGAACGACGACGACCUCACGGAGAUUGCGACUGCUGCAACGCGCAUUGGCCAAUAUCUGGCGGAGGCGGGGCACUUCAAGCACGCCGUCAAGCCUUUCCAGCAAGCGUUGAAAUUGAAGGAACGCGUGUACGGGCGGGAGAGCGAGAAAGUCGUCGACACAUUGGCGGAUUUGGGCCGGCUCUGCUUCACACAGGGCGAUGCGAAGAGCAGCCAUGCGCUGUACACGCGCGCGCUGAAGAUUGCGCGAAAGUGUUUUGAUGCGGACGAUUUGUCCGUCAUCAACAUUGAGAUUGGAUAUGCGUCCGUGUUGAAACAGCAGGAGGACUUUGAUGCCGCUCUUCAGCUCUACAAACACGCUCUCAAGGUGUAUUCAUCCGUGCUGUCACCCGAACACCUUGACGUGGCACUUGUGCACCACAACAUUGGAGAUGUGCUUGCACGCACGGGGCACGAGGAGGAGGCCGUUGAGUCGUAUCAGAUUGCUCGUGACAUCCGACAGCGCGCUCUCGGUGCGAGCCAUCCUGCGACAGUGUCAACGCUUGUUGGUCUCGGAUCUGUUCUGCUUGCGACGGGACAGGUUGAGGAGGCGCAGGCGUGCUUCAAGACUGCGCUGGAGGUGCGUACGCGGGUGCUGGGACGAAAUCAUCCAGAGACGGCCGAGGCGUUGGGCAAAGCAGCCCUGAUUGAAGCUCUUACCGGCACCAUUGACGACGCAAUGAACAUGUUCAUGGAAGCGAUCACCAUCUUGGAGGAGUCGUUUGGCCCAAAUCACCCGGCGCUGUGCGAAUAUCUCGACAGAAUGGCAGAGCUCGCACAGGAGGGCGGACAUGCUGAAGACGCAUUGCAUUUCUACACGCGAUCGCUGUCCAUCAAGGAAGUGGCGCUCGGGUCCGAUUCGCCCGCGCUUUGCGACACUCUGUACAACAUUGCGCAACUCAGCAUGGAGGCGAACCACCUGCAAGAGGCGUAUGUGAACAUCAAGCGCGUGUACGACAUUGCGAAAGUUUCGUUUGGACCCGAGCACCCGUUGACACAGGAGGCCGGAGAGAAGACGCAGCUCCUCUCCCAACUCGUCUGAUCACUGGUGUUGUGUUGUUGUUGUUGUUGUUGUU
Molecule: messenger RNA, 3340 nt
Organism: Salpingoeca rosetta
Lineage: Eukaryota; Choanoflagellata; Craspedida; Salpingoecidae
Exons: 28
Coding region: 1-3306 (1101 amino acids)
Cellular component (GO): Cul4-RING E3 ubiquitin ligase complex
Molecular function (GO): protein binding
Source: RefSeq, a predicted model, not a curated record